AAUUCUUUUGAUUUUCCAUCGCACAACGUACACUUUCUCGUUCGUACGUUGUCUUUGCUAAGCUCUAUUACAUCUUAUCUAUCUCGGUUGCCCACCGUGUUCGCCAAUCAACUUUGCUCGUGUCAUAACUUGCACCGGGGCACGAAGCACACUUGCCCAUCCGGUAUAGCAGACCAUUAAUUCUCUUUUACCAAAGUCUUAACUUUAUUUUACCGAUUCAUCAUAUUAAUCCCCUAAUUGCAACAAUGGCUCCCGUCGCUGCAACUCCUUAUGCACACAAUGGAAGUGUGAACGGCAAUGGCGUCGCCGCAGCAUCUGCUCAAUUGCCUGUUAACCCAACAGCGGCACGUCAUGAAGAAAACGAAACCGUUCGCGUCAAUUCCGCCAACGUUCAAUAUGGUCCUGAAAGUAUCACAUCUCGUUAUGAAUACUUGAACACUCAUGUUGAGACUGUCGAAAAGGAUGGCAAGAAGGAAUUCAUUGCUACACCCACAUCUGAAACUUACAUGUUCAAGACCCAAACCAAGGUCCCCAAGACUGGUUUGAUGCUUGUCGGUUUGGGUGGUAACAACGGUUCCACAAUCGCUGCCAUGGUCAUGGCCAACCGUCACAACUUGAGCUGGCACACCAAGGAAGGUGUUCAAAACGCCAACUACUACGGCUCAGUUGUCCGUGCUUCCACAAUUCGUUUGGGUAUGGACACCAAGACUGGUAAGGAUGUCAAUGUUCCUUUCAGCAACGUCUUGCCAAUGGUUCACCCCAAUGACUUUGUCUUGGGCGGUUGGGACAUUAGCAGCAUGCCUUUGGACGAUGCAAUGGUCCGUGCCAAAGUUUUGGAAUACGACUUGCAACAAAAAGUCAAGCCAUACGUUUCCGAUUUGACGCCUUUGCCCUCAAUCUACUACCCAGACUUCAUCGCUGCCAACCAAAGCGAACGUGCUGACAACUUGAUCCCUGGUCAAGACAAGUGGGCCCAUGUCGAGCACUUGCGUAACGACAUUCGUUCAUUCAAGCAACAAAACGGUUUGGAUCAAGUUAUUGUUGUUUGGACUGCCAACACUGAACGUUACGCAGAUAUCAUCCCAGGUGUGAACGACACAGCUGAUAACUUGUUGGCUUCCAUCAAGUCAUCUCACUCUGAAGUCUCACCAAGUACCGUUUUCGCUGUCUCAUGUAUCUUGGAAGGUGUUCCAUUCGUCAAUGGUGCUCCCCAAAACACUUUUGUUCCUGGUGCAGUUGAAUUGGCCGAACGUCACAAGGCCUUCAUUGCCGGUGAUGAUCUCAAGACUGGUCAAACACGUUACAAGACUGCUGUUAUUGACUUCUUGGUCAAUGCCGGUAUCAAGCCUUUGAGCGUGGCAAGUUACAACCAUUUGGGUAACAACGAUGGUCAUAACCUCAACGCACCUGCUCAAUUCCGUUCCAAGGAAAUCUCCAAGAGUUCCGUUAUUGAUGACGCAGUCGAUGCAUCUCACUUGCUCUUCCCCCGCAAACAAGGAAAGGAUGGCAAGGUUACCGUUGACAAGCCAGCCCACUGUGUCGUGAUCAAAUACAUGCCUCCAGUUGGUGAUCAAAAGGUUGCCAUUGAUGAUUUCACAUCUGAAUUGGCAAUGGGUGGCCGUAACACCAUUUACACUGUGAACCAAUGUGCUGAUUCUACAUUGGCUUCCCCCAUCAUUUUGGAUUUGGCCAUCUUGGCAGAAUUCAUGACCCGUAUCAGUUAUGCUAAGCCAGACAAUGUUGCUCAAAGCAAUGCUGAACAAUACUCGGGCUUGUAUUCGAUCUUGUCUUUGUUGUCUUACAGCUUAAAGGCACCUUUGGCCAAGCCAGGUACUGAUGUCGUCAACUCUCUCACCCGUCAACGUGCCGCUGUGACCAACUUCUUGCGUGCUUUGGUCGGUUUGGCACCUGAGAGUGAUUUGAUGCUCGAACGUCGUAUCUGGUAAAUGUGACCAGCGACCAGCUUUUGUUCCUUUCUAUUUUCUUGCGAUUCUUUCUUCUUGACCCAUUAUGAGGAUGCAUUAUGAGCAUUACACUUUAUGAUGUAUUGUUUGCCAGACAGUAUUUCAUAUCUGUUCUUUGCUUGUCUUGUAUCUAUGACUUAUGUUUUCCAAUUUUAUUUCUUCUUCGCCCCC
Meira miltonrushii is the source of this 2135-nucleotide messenger RNA. RefSeq names its product putative myo-inositol 1-phosphate synthase. Gene Ontology annotation, biological process: phospholipid biosynthetic process; inositol biosynthetic process. Gene Ontology annotation, molecular function: inositol-3-phosphate synthase activity. The record is from RefSeq and is a predicted model, not a curated record. NCBI's taxonomy places the organism in Eukaryota, Fungi, Basidiomycota, Exobasidiomycetes, Exobasidiales, Brachybasidiaceae. The transcript has 2 exons. Gene Ontology annotation, cellular component: cytoplasm. Bases 246 to 1946 code for a protein of 566 amino acids.